GAGAAGAAUUUCCGGGCGUAUGUCUCACUGUUUAUGAGACAUCUCUGUGAACCGGGUGCUGACAACUCGGAAACAUUUGCUGAUGGAGUUCCACGCGAAGGACUUUCCCGACAGCAUGUGUUGACUCGAAUAGGAGUCAUGUCUUUGAUACGAAAGAAAGUACAAGAAUUUGAUCACAUAAACGGUUCGGUGAGUGUCAUAAUACCCGAACAGGAAAACGUACAAAACGGGACCAAUGGCUCCACUGCUGUCUCAACCGUCUCCUCCUCAUUGACGACACCAAAUGACAGUAAAGCGCCGUCGCCUACGCCCACACUCACUGAUAAUAAGGACACCACUGAUGAACAAAAACCCACUGAAGAAAAAGUGGUCGAAGAAGUAGAGAAGAGUUCGGAAUCGGAUUCAAAGGUAGAAGAAACUGAAAAAACAGACGAUAAGAAUGAAGAAGAGAUUAAAAAAGAAGUAGAAGAAGAGACGUCUCCAAAAGCUGCCGAACCCACUGAAAGCACUGAAGAGCCUAAGACUGAAACAAAAGAAGAACCGAAGGUUGAAGAGAAGACUGAGGAGAAACAGGAAACUAAUGGCGAAUCUGUUGAAGAAAACGGAGAAGAGAACAAAGAAAAGGAAAAUAAAGCAGUGAAUGGCAGUAAAGAAUCGACGGAAGCUACGGAAGCGAGUGAUGGAAACCCGAAAGAAGUAAAAGAAGUGAAGAAAGUUUUGGCGAAACAAAAGUUUAUGUUUAAUAUAGCGGACGGAGGUUUCACUGAACUGCACACUCUUUGGCAAAACGAAGAGAAGGCUGCCGUUCCCGUGCGUCAACUCGAGAUAUGGCACAGACGUCACGACUAUUGGUUGUUGUCAGGCAUUGUGAGACACGGCUACGGGCGCUGGCAGGACAUCCAGAACGACGUGGCCUUCUCUAUCAUCAACGAGCCAUUCAAGAUGGAUGUCGGCAAAGGAAACUUCUUGGAGAUUAAGAACAAAUUUCUUGCGCGAAGAUUCAAACUAUUAGAACAGGCGUUAGUUAUAGAGGAACAGCUGCGAAGAGCCGCAUACCUGAACCUGACUCAAGACCCGACUCACCCGGCGAUGGCAUUGAACGCAAGGUUUGCUGAGUUGGAGUGUUUGGCCGAAUCGCACCAACACUUGAGUAAAGAAUCGUUGGCUGGAAAUAAACCGGCGAACGCUGUGCUCCAUAAGGUUCUCAACCAAUUGGAAGAACUUCUGAGUGAUAUGAAGUCAGAUGUGAGUCGACUUCCGGCAACCAUCGCCCGAAUACCUCCCGUCGCCCAAAGGCUUCAAAUCUCUGAGAGAGGUAUACUUUCCCGUCUGACUGGUCAGCCACAGCCACAGCUCAAUAUGAGUGAACUCAUGAGCGGACAGACACUACCGCCAGCCUUUGCUAAUCAGGCGCCGCCCACUAAAUGAUGGCAAUCAUUUCUAAGCGAAUAAUUUUUAACAAUUCAUACAUAACUUAACAAAUUCUUGUCUCUUGUCUUACAUUAUACUGUCUUUUAAACGAUUUAUAGAAUGACUUAAAUUUUUGCAAAUAUAUUUAGUACAUGAUAUCGUUUUCAGUAUUUCGUGACUUAUGAUAUAUUUAUCAGUUUACGAUAUACC
Molecule: messenger RNA, 1620 nt
Organism: Oppiella nova
Lineage: Eukaryota; Metazoa; Arthropoda; Arachnida; Sarcoptiformes; Oppiidae
Source: the annotation of a GenBank genome assembly